Aureobasidium pullulans EXF-150 is the source of this 1445-nucleotide messenger RNA. Its product is annotated as membrane transporter. The coding region runs from base 95 to 1384 and encodes 429 amino acids. Gene Ontology annotation, biological process: transmembrane transport. The transcript has 3 exons. NCBI's taxonomy places the organism in Eukaryota, Fungi, Ascomycota, Dothideomycetes, Dothideales, Saccotheciaceae. The record is from RefSeq and is a predicted model, not a curated record. Gene Ontology annotation, cellular component: endoplasmic reticulum; membrane.
UAACGAUCCAUGUCUGCAGCCUGAUUGACCUGUGAUCCUGCUUCUCUUCCCCUCUUUACCAGUUUUCCGGGAUUACGAUCUGGAGUAACACAUCAUGUCUGGUAUCAAGGAGAACUUUGUGAUUCCGUUUACGGGAGCUUUGCAGGCUUCUUUGGCAGUGCUGCUGACAAUCUUCUACGGUGUCAUUGCUGCUCAAUUCGAUCUGUUGAAUGAGAAGUCGGCGAAGGAUAUCUCCAAAGCUUGUGUCAGGUUAUUCUUACCUGCUUUGUUGAUUGUUAAUGUCGGACAGCAACUGAGUCUUGAAUCGGGAACCAAGUAUCUAGCUGUCCUGAUCUGGGCUAUUGUCUACAAUGUGCUUAGCAUGGUUUUUGGACUCGCUGUGACCAAGUUCUUGAAUUUGCCUCAAUGGGUCACUCCGGCACUGGCCUUCAACAACACAACCUCGCUGCCUCUCCUUCUUGUCCAGUCCUUACAGUCAACCGGCAUCCUCGACUCCCUCGAUGCAUCCAGCGACGCCGUCGACCGUGCCAAAUCAUACUUCCUCGUCAAUGCCAUGGUCUCAAACUCCUUGACCUUCGCCCUCGGCCCUCGCCUUCUCAACGGACAAGAAGAAGAUUCUCCAGAUGAAGAACCAGAAAAAGACGAACAAGAUGAGGAGCAAGCCGAACGUGCUUCCAUUCACGAACAUCAAGAGGAAAACGAAGAAACCUCUCUCCUCCCCAAUCGUGCCGUUCGUCCCGCUGUCAAGGGCAUUUACAAGACGCACAAGAAACUCGCAAACUUUUACGCUUCACUCUCACCUCGCACUCAAGCUACCUUGGACUUCCUAUACCAGUUCUGCAACCCACCUCUGAUCGGCGCAGUACUUGGUGGUAUCGUGGGCUUGGUUCCCGCUCUACACACCCUCUUCUUCUCCUCUCCAAACGAAGGCGGCUACCUCAACGCCUGGCUCACCUCCUCCAUCAAAAACAUCGGCGACCUCUUCGCCUCCCUCCAAGUCGUCGUCGUCGGCGUCAAACUCUCCCAAGCCAUGCUCCGCUACAAAAAAGGCGAACAAUCCGGCUCCGUACCCUGGACCCCAUUCACCAUAAUCACCAUUGUCAGAUUCAUCAUCUGGCCACUCAUCUCCAUCCCUCUGAUUUGGAUCUUGGCGUCCAAGACCUCUGUGCUUUCUGAUGAUCCUAUUUUGUGGUUUGCUAUGAUGUUGAUGCCGACGGGACCGCCGGCUAUGAAGUUGACAGCAUUGGCCGAUGUCAGUGGGGCGGGCGAUGAGGAGAAAAUGAGUAUUGCUAAGUUUUUGACCAUUUCUUAUGCUAUUUCUCCUCUGAUUUGUUUUUCGGUGGUGGGGAGUUUGAAGGCUAGUCAGGCUAUCGCUAGCAGGUAGAUGGAAGAUGUGUCCUUUUGGGGCGGAAAUUGUAGAUUGCAGUAUCAUUAUUAUCAAAUCC